Molecule: messenger RNA, 2838 nt
Organism: Dicentrarchus labrax (European seabass)
Lineage: Eukaryota; Metazoa; Chordata; Actinopteri; Moronidae
Product: tubulin monoglycylase TTLL3-like
Exons: 14
Coding region: 311-2725 (804 amino acids)
Biological process (GO): cilium assembly; cilium movement; protein polyglycylation
Cellular component (GO): cilium
Molecular function (GO): protein-glycine ligase activity, initiating
Source: RefSeq, a predicted model, not a curated record
AUACGUCAAAAUAAACAACGCCAUGGUCUUGUAUACAUUUUAAGGUUUUAUAAACUUGUCUAAUAGAUAACGUUUAAAACUCUCUCUAAAUAAACUCCGCUGUUGGUGUCAGCCUCUUGAGCUAUCCAGAGGUUGCCAUGGUAACAGUAAACAGGUAGAGAGUCGGGCGCACCGUGGGUUCCUCCGGUGAAACUCAACCGGCACCGGAGUUACUGUAAUACACCUGUUAGACCUCGGCAGUUUGUGUCUGACCAUGCCAUGAAGCAGAGCAAGAGAAAAUGUUCCCUUGAAGAAGAGAGCUGAUGGUAUUAUGGAGGCCACCAGGUCCAGACAGUUUGUCCAGCAGGGCCAGGACAGACACCAGGCACCAUGCCCAGACAGUGGACAAACAGCAGGCCCCUCCAAGCAUCAGAAGGUCACAGCUGUGGUCCAGCAACGCAACCUAGAUGAGGGGAAAAGCCUGCAAGCAACUACACCUCCUGAGGGCAAAGUUCGCCGCAGUUUUGUCAGCCCACCUGUUCUUAACCCAGAGAGACUGAGGGUAGCCAAAGCCUUUGCUGACAAAGCUGUCAAGAUGCAUAAGGUAUUCUCCAUCCAAGGCCCUUACCCUGUCAUCAGGGCAGGAUUGAGGGCCAGAGGCUGGAUUGAGCAGCGUACGCAACGCUCAAAGCACCAUGCCCCGCGUCGUCACAGUGAUGAGGGCAGGGCCACCUCUAAUGAUGCUGGUGACAGCGAUGACAAUGAUGACAAUGAAGAGCAGGACGCAGAUGGACUAUAUGAUCUCAUGUCUCGGCUGGUGCGGAAUGAAAUGGUUUAUUUCUACUGGACCAAUCGUAGAGAUGCCAUCAACAACAACAGCCUGCAGAAAGAACAGAUUACCAAUCAUUUCGCAAAAGCAGGCAGUUUCACCACCAAGGUGCAUUUAUAUUCUUUUCUUUCAGUUCUUAGAGAAAAACAAUCCUUUUCAGUGGUCUCCUGUCAAUAUUUGUCCUUAUUUUGUCAGGUGGGGUUGUGUGUGAACCUGAGGAACCUGCACUGGUUUGAUUCAGCCGACCCAGACACCUUCUUCCCCCGCUGUUACAGACUAGGAGCACAGGAUGAGAAGCAAGCUUUUAUCGAGGACUACAGGAGGACAGCCUGCACCAGUCUUUUGAAGUACAUUGUGGAGAGGGAGCGGGGUGUCCAGGGAGAGGGAAAGAGCCACAACAUUCAGGAUCAGAGAAAACGAAGAAAACGGCGAUCUAGACCAGUGGUGCUUUCCAAAAUGAUGGACAGCGCACUCAAAGUAUGCCAGAAGUACCUGGAGAGUAUAGAGCACAGAGACAUAGACACAAGCUUGGAGACACCACAAACACUUACAAAGGAGGAGUGGGCAGAGUUCAUUGACAGUUACAACCUCGUUGUUCAUGGCGGAGCAGAAAUUGAGAACAGUGAUCACUUUGUGACAUGCUGCAAAGCCAUGCUGCAGAGGCUGGCGGAGGUCAGUCCACAGCUGGACAUAGACGGCAUACACAACAUAUGGAUCAUCAAACCUGGAGCUAUGUCCAGGGGCAGAGGAAUCAAAUGCGCCAAGCGUCUGGAUCAGAUCCUCAGGCUGGUGGACUCUGAUCCAACUCUGAUCACGGAAAGCAAGUGGGUGGUGCAGAAGUACCUGGAGUGCCCCUUGCUGGUCCAUGGCACCAAAUUUGACCUGCGCCAGUGGUUCCUGGUGACUGACUGGAACCCUCUGACUGUGUGGUUCUAUAAGAAGUGCUACUUGCGCUUUUCUACGCAGCCUUACUCGCUAGAUACACUGGACAGCUCUGUCCACCUGUGCAAUAACUCUAUCCAGAGGCACCUGAGGCCCUCCAAACAGCGACAUCGAGGUAUCCCUGCAGACAAUAUGUGGUCGGAUGACCAGUUCAAGAGCUUUCUGUCCAGCCAGGGCCGGGAAGCUCAGUGGCACACUGUGGUAGUCCCGGGGAUGAAGAAGGCAGUGAUCCACGCAUUACAGACAACACAGGAUCUGAUGGAGUCACGCAAAAACACAUUUGAGCUCUACGGUGCUGACUUCAUGUUAGGUCGAAACCUGCUUCCAUGGCUGAUAGAAAUCAAUGCCAGUCCCACAAUGGCUCACUCCACCCCUGUGACAGCCCGCCUCUGCACUGCUGUGCAGGAAGACACACUACGGGUUGUCCUGGACCGGAGAGCAGACCGCACUGCAAACACCGGAGACUUUCAGCUCAUAUAUAGGCAGGCAGCAGUAGAAGUGCCACAGUAUGUAGGAGUCAACCUACUUGUUGAGGGCUUCAAGAUCAAAUGCCCCUGCCCCCUUCCUCCACUGGGGUCCCCCAACCGUUCAGCACAGAAACACAGAGGUCCCGUCAAGGAGAGGGAACUAGCUGCAGAUAAAGUGAAGCCUCUACCUAAGGUGUUGUUAAAGAGUGCCGAGUCUUCGCUCAAAAACGCUCAUGUUCCACCACCUCCUCUUCUUCCUCCUGAGCCGCCUGUGCCCGUCUCUAUCGAAACCUUCUUACCUCUCCUGCCAAUGACUGUGAGGUCCAUCCAUCUGCCCUUCAGUGCACAGCCUCACUCUGUAUUUUUGUGGAAGAGGAAAUCAAAGGAAACAAAAGUCUGCCAAGAGGAAGUCCAACCCUGCACCAUAGAGAAGCACCAAGGUCCUUCUCUGGAGAUUACUGUUCAAAAACAGUCUUUGCCAGCAGCCGCCAGCACCAUGACUGCCUAAAAAAACUUUCAAAAGAAGGUUUAUUAACCAAAUCAUUUACAUGCUCCUUCAGUUUGAACUCUCUGUUUGCAGGGUUGUCUGCCUACUUCAAUAUAAAGUCACAACUGAAUAAA